Neurospora crassa OR74A is the source of this 3514-nucleotide messenger RNA. RefSeq lists its product as hypothetical. The transcript is spliced from 3 exons. Bases 883 to 2070 code for a protein of 395 amino acids. NCBI's taxonomy places the organism in Eukaryota, Fungi, Ascomycota, Sordariomycetes, Sordariales, Sordariaceae. The record is from RefSeq and is a predicted model, not a curated record.
CUUGGUCACCCCACCAUAUCAGCCUCAAGCACACUAAAGUUCACGGCUGUCGGAAUCUCUUGCGACCAGAAUUCAUACCGAAAAGCCUUGUAAUGGUCUUCGCCAAAAAUCUUCUUGGUCCUUCACACCUACAGUUUGCAUCCCUUCUCAUAUCUCGACCUUUUUUUCUUGCCGAGGGCCAUGCUUCCCACCCUAGCGCUUCUUGAAGCAAUUCUUCCGACCCAAAACCCCUUGCCUCAUAAUCUCUAUACCUUGACAAUGGCAUAGUAGCAUCGUGAAAGAUGAUAGAAAUGCUUGCCCUUCCGUUGUCCUCUCUGUUCCUGGGGCAUCCCAUGUUCGCCGUCUAAAUUUGCCUUCCGCGAUGCAAUGACCUUCCGCACCUGACAUCCAUCUCUUUCCCCCCCUCAAGAGUCUUCCCUUCGUUCAUUCCCGCCGUUGGUACAGGCUGAUCCUGUCUUGUCUCAUUCCCCGUUUCUUUUCAUUUUGUCCUUCUUUUGGGUCGUUUUCACUCCCUGUCAAUUUACGCCAUCUGGCUUUGAGGUUAAGGAACGUGCUGUGUUGAUUGUCUGCUGGUCAUCGACUCGAAAAGUAGUGGGAUUGCCAUCCAAGGCUUCUCGCCACCCAUAUUGUUGGACCGCGCUCGCUUCAUCAUCUCAAGAAGAUCAUCUUUGGCAAGUCCGGUCGUUACCUACACCUACACAGGUACUUACCUACUACCACAAUCCAUGUCGGGUUGAUCCCACAUCGACACUCAUAUCCAACGGCUGGUCUGUUGCUUUAAUUUUCGAACCUUCUCGACCUUGAACUUCGCGCUAUUUCUAAAAGGGGAUCGACCGCCAAAGAAGGACUUGUGCGCCCGCUGGGGUACACAUCAACACCACAAUGAGCAAACAUUAUGUGCGACUAUUGGUACUGAUCUUGAGCUACCUGUCACUGGUACAGGCUGCCGAAUACGACAGAGAAGGGAUUGCUGGACGAAGGCUAGCGAAGACCGGGCACAAACAUAAAGGACAGAGAGGGCGGAAAGGAAAGGCCGGGGGGCAAUUGCAAGGAUCGGUUUUGAUUGUUACAGAGACUGUCAAAGAGACGGUGACGGCGGGCAGUGGUGUGGGCAGUGGUGCUGGCAUUAACUCGCAGGGAUCGGUUUUGAUAGUUACAGAGACUAUCAAAGAGACGGUGACGGCGGGCAGAGGCGCUGGCGUCAAUGGAACGAUCGCGGCCGGGACCGUGACGGAGACGGUCACCGUGACCCAAAAUGGAGCUGCUGGGGCACUACCUGGCACUGGGAACUUGCAGCUCUCUUUCGUGACAACAACAGUUUUCGGCACCGGCUCGCCUUCAACCGUCACCAUCACAGCUUUGCCCCAGACUGUCACCCAGACGGUAGUCCAAACCAUCACCCAAAUGCAGGUCAUCGCCUCAACCGUCACCCAGAUCCAGUCGGUACCAGCAGCAUCUUCUUCCAGUCAAGUACCAGGAGUGGUUGCGGGAGCACCUGCCAACGACGGACUACCGCACGCCAGCGGUGGAGUGGGAGUGACGACGAUUUCGAUCCCAGCUGCUUUACACACUUCGACUUUGGAGGUGCCCCCGGCUGCUACUGCUCCUUCGACCUCAAUCUCGGUGCCCUCAGCUGACGCAACCUCCACGACGAGCGCUGCAGCAACAACUAGCAGCACAUCAUCCUCUGCCUUGGGGCUCUCUACCACUUCAACCACCGUGGAGGCCAUCACCACAUCCACAACCGACCUCGCCACCAGCACAUCAACCAGCGCCCCCGCCGUAGCCAUAACUUCAACAGUCUCUGUGAAAGCCCCUUCCUCGACCUCGACCUCAACCUCAACCUCAACCUCGAGCACCACCGUCGCCGUAGGAGCAGGAGCUGAGCCGACCUCGGUCCUUGUCCUCCCAGUCGUUUCAGCAGCCAAGCCGACAACCACCGCAGUGAUGCCGAUGCCGGGUGUUGCGAAUGGAGGGAUUCAGUUGUCUCUUGAUGUGUCGGGGCUGAGUCUGACGAACGUGUUGAAUUUGGGGAAUUUGGUGCCGCCUACGGCUGCUGCGCGGCCGUGAGCGGGGGAGUGAAGAUGUUGAUGGAAUGCUAGAAGGAAGUCAGUUCUGAUAGGAGAGGAAGGGGGAGGUGUUUUAUUUGGCUGUGAAAAAUCCGCGUGUUGACGUUUUCUUUCGGUGGCUCUUUCAGUUCGAUAUUCAUCCGGUUGUGUUGAGAGUUGAGAGUUGUUUAUAACCGUGCAGCGAGUGUUGUUGCCGCUAACAACUGAUAUAAUGUAUAUAAAUCUUCGUUUCUCCCGUCAAAGACCGCCAUUGUCCUCGGCGCUAGAUGGGCACGUUAAACCAGUCAAGUUUAGAGACGCUUGAUGUUGAACUUUACCAGAGUGCCCCGUUGAGGUUGUUACUCCUGUAACCAAACUGACAUGUUCAAUGGCGUGAUAUUGUUGACAAACCAAAACUCCUGAAACCCAUCACAGCCCGCACGCCCUUGUUAUAGUUCCCAUUUUUCGCUCUAAAUAGAUGGGUAUCGUGAAAUGCUCGUCAGACGUGAUGACAUGCUGCGUGAACAAGAUAGAAAGGAAAAAAAACAGCCUAACGCCCUGUCACCUUAGCGCCCCCCGAUAAAGCAGCAGUCAAGUCAUACCCAGACUACUGACGAGGCUGGCCUCCAAUAACACUCGUUCCUCGACUACUUCGCCUGUUUCUUUUGCUGCCCACCACCAUCCGUACCGCCACCACCACUCUCUCCAUUCUUGCGCUUUUGGCCUUGGCCUUGCUGCCCUCCCUGCUUCUGCCCCUGUUGCUGCUGCUGUUGUUUCUGCCCUGGCUGUUGUUUCUGCCCUUGCUGUUGUUUCUGCCCUUGCUGUUGUUUCUGCCCUUGCUGCUGUUUCUGCUGCAACUUCCUCUGCUUCUUACUCAACUUCGCAUCUCCCUCCGCUCCCCCCUCCUCCUCCUCGCUCCUCACUUUACCCCCAGGAGCAGUCUGCACGAUAUCCACCACCCCUCUGAAACCCCUCCUCUUAACACCCUCAUUGACCACCACCGCCCUCGGUACUGUCCCCAGCGCCUCCGUCCCCUUCUCCGGUCCCAACCCCCACACAGCCAACAGGUUGACCACGUCUGCGGGGCCCCUGAGCCCUAAUGCGCUCUUGGCCUCGCUCGAAACGAUGAUCCCGCGGCCCUUGGUCGCCCGAAGCAAGCCCAAAACAUUGCCGAUGAAAUUGCUCCUCGCCCGCUGGGCGUCCACAGUGUUACCUGACGAAAACGCCUGGCUGUAGCAGAUCUCGAAGCGCGUGCCGCGGUGCACGGCCGCCAUGGCGGUGCGGUGGUGGAUGUGGAAGCCCAGAAACUGGGUCAGGUCAAGGCUGAUAAUGGCUGGCGGCUCCGUGGUGCUCAGGCACGCCCAGCUGAAGGCCUUGUCGUUUGUCGGGCGAAGGGCCAGCAGGUCAUAGGAACGGGCGAAGUCGACGAGGCGGUAGUUGGUUGUCGAGGGAUCGGUGACGGUUAG